AUGACAAGUUGUUACAGAUCGAUUAUUAGGGUUUCUUCUACUGUAAACGCCAAUAACAAUCUCGGAUCAUCGUCAUCGAGGCCUUUAGUGUUUGCUGUUUGGAUUGAUAGAUUUGGAGCACAGAAGAAGAAUGAAGAGCGAGUGAGAUUGAAUCAGCAGAGGAGGAUGGUGGCCACUUGGGCUUCUAGUUGGACCGACCAGAAAUCUCCCUAUGAAACCCUUGAACUAGAACGCGAAGCGGAUGAAGAGGAAAUAAAGGUUGCCUAUCGACGCUUGGCAAAGUUUUAUCAUCCUGAUGUAUAUAAUGGCAGAGGGACCUUAGAAGAGGGGGAAACAGCUGAAGCUCGAUUUAUAAAGAUUCAGGCUGCUUAUGAGCUCCUUAUAGAUGAUGAGAAACGGAAGAAAUAUGAUAAUGACAAUCAAGUGAAUCCAAUGAAGGCAUCUGAAGCAUGGAUGGAGUGGAUUAUAAAAAAGCGAAAAGCAUUUGACCAAAGAGGUGAUAUGGCAAUUGCAGCUUGGGCUGAACAGCAGCAGCGUGAAUUGAAUCUUCGUGCACGUCGUCUUGCUCGUUCUAAGAUUGACCCUGAAGAAGAAAGGAAAAUAUUGGCAAAAGAAAAGAAGGCAUCCAUGGAGAAUUUCAACACUUUAAGGCGACACACACUGGUCUUGAAGAAAAGGGAUUUAAUGAGAAGAAAAGCAGAGGAAGAGAAGAGAAAGGUGAUUAGCCGGCUUCUGGCAGCAGAGGGUCUUGAACUGGAAAAGGAUGAUAAUGAAGAACUAUAG
Messenger RNA from Fraxinus pennsylvanica, 783 nucleotides. Lineage: Eukaryota; Viridiplantae; Streptophyta; Magnoliopsida; Lamiales; Oleaceae. The record is from the annotation of a GenBank genome assembly.